This is a messenger RNA of Arthroderma uncinatum, 1026 nucleotides long. RefSeq lists its product as uncharacterized. The record is from RefSeq and is a predicted model, not a curated record. Gene Ontology annotation, molecular function: nucleic acid binding. The transcript has 3 exons. Lineage: Eukaryota; Fungi; Ascomycota; Eurotiomycetes; Onygenales; Arthrodermataceae. The coding region runs from base 1 to 1026 and encodes 341 amino acids.
AUGUCGACGGACAGAUGGAGCAAGUAUAUGAAAGGGGCCUCCGCUAUCUUUGCCUACUAUAUCUCGCAAGGUGCCACAGUCGUAGUUUUAACACCACCUCCUCCGCACAAGUUUAAUCCUUCGGGAAGGACAAACUACCAGGCCAUUGAGGAGCCGAUUCUGAAAGGAGCAUUUGGAGGCAGUGCCGUAUCGCGGAUAGACAUGGUGCACCCAACGGUCAGAGGUGCGGAGGAUUUCUCAUACCAGGCCUGGCCCGCGGAUGAAACCUACAUCUGGAUUGCAGAUUUUGGGGCCUUGGCCGUGAAAGAAUCACGUUGGCGAAAAGCGCGAACGGUCAUAUCUCUACAGGUGAUUACCGGGGAAAAUGGGAUAACUUUGAGCCAGCCUACCCUACAGAACACAGGCGUGGGAGAUUUAGCACCUGAUAAGGGUAUCACUUGUGGGAAGACCCCCAGCUUAAAGAAUAAGGAGCGGACCAAGUCAAAAAAACAAAUUAAAACCGGGAAAGCGAAUAGUGCUAAGACGGUGCCUAAAAAAGGGGUGAAAGAGGAGAAUCUUUGUGCUACCAUGAAAUUGCACGUGUCUGUUGACAUCCACGGACACGGCAACGGAACGUUUCUCACCUCAGAAAGUAAUGGAGAUACUCUGAAGACAGUUCUCAAGUCAAGCUCUAUCCCCAAGGUCUUUUUCGACGUCCGCAGGGACUCUGAUGCACUAUUUGCCCAUUUCGAAACCCAACUAUCAGGCGCCCAGGAUAUACAGUUGAUGGAGCUUGCAACAAGAACGGGACCAAAAAAAUAUGUCAAUGGGUUGUCACGGUGCAUCGAAAGAGACGGUGGGCUCACUUCGGAGGAGCAGAGGCUAGGGAAAUCGACGAAAGCCAAAGGGUUGAAGCUGUCUCUUCCUAAGCACGGUGGAAGCUACGAGGUUUUCAAUCCGCGCCCGAUAUCUCCAGAUAUAAAAGCGUAUUGCGUCCAAGACGUCCAAUAUAUGCCCAUGCUUCGGAAAAUUAUUGUUCCAAACUGA